AGAAUGUCUGGACGUGGUAAGGGGGGGAAAGGUUUGGGGAAAGGGGGCGCCAAGCGCCACCGCAAAGUUUUGCGCGAUAAUAUCCAGGGCAUCACCAAGCCCGCCAUCCGCCGCCUGGCCCGGCGUGGAGGUGUCAAGCGCAUCUCUGGUCUCAUCUACGAGGAGACCCGUGGGGUGCUGAAGGUGUUCUUGGAGAACGUGAUCCGGGACGCCGUCACUUACACCGAGCACGCCAAGCGCAAGACGGUCACGGCCAUGGACGUAGUGUACGCGCUCAAGCGCCAAGGACGCACCCUCUACGGCUUCGGCGGCUAA
Molecule: messenger RNA, 315 nt
Organism: Lagenorhynchus albirostris (white-beaked dolphin)
Lineage: Eukaryota; Metazoa; Chordata; Mammalia; Artiodactyla; Delphinidae
Product: histone H4
Exons: 1
Coding region: 4-315 (103 amino acids)
Biological process (GO): nucleosome assembly
Cellular component (GO): nucleosome
Molecular function (GO): DNA binding; protein heterodimerization activity; structural constituent of chromatin
Source: RefSeq, a predicted model, not a curated record